Molecule: messenger RNA, 2583 nt
Organism: Podospora pseudocomata
Lineage: Eukaryota; Fungi; Ascomycota; Sordariomycetes; Sordariales; Podosporaceae
Gene: DDI1
Product: DNA damage-inducible protein 1
Exons: 3
Coding region: 803-2167 (454 amino acids)
Biological process (GO): proteolysis
Molecular function (GO): protein binding; aspartic-type endopeptidase activity
Source: RefSeq, a predicted model, not a curated record
AACAGCAUCCAUGAUGCCUAGACGAGGCAGCAGCGCGUGUCUUACGGACGGCCUUUCGCUCGGCAUUGGACUCCAAUGUACACCGCUACACUGACUGUUCAGUGCCUGAGAAAACCUGGCCAUGUGUCCACCCGGGGAAGCUUGCCUGCUGCAUAGAAGAACCUCGAUGGGCUUCCAAUAACUUCCAUCUCUCAGCUCAGCAGCAGAGGUAGGAUGCUAAGGCAGGUCGACAACGCUACUGCGGCUUCAGGGCAUGAAGCACUGCUUGCGAAGCUUAAAUGCAUCUUAGUGUGUUAGAAGUGUACAGCCGCACAGGUAUGGCCAUCUGUGUCGGAUUGGUGAUUGGUGAUUGUAAAAACUGGAAAUGGCGUAAAAAAGGUUGAAGGGAACUCUGGAAGUCUCAGGUCGUCUUCCGUGUCUCUACCCACGCUCCCCAGGCUAGCAAAAGGUCUGGACCCUCCAAUCAGGUAUCUUAGGGAGCCUAUGCCCCCCUGGUUCUAGCUAUCCGUCCAAGGCUUUAGCGGUGCCUUUCUCGGAAAGGAAACUGGAGCCCCUCCGUCACCGACUUAGCUUGAGGCCUUACCUCGGGCUGCCCCUCGUGCCACAGCAUACAACGGAGCUUGACUGUUGACAAACACAACACCCACCGCCUCGACUGACUUUUCCUCUCUUCGAAACUUGAAAUUUUUACUUUUAGAUUCUCUUCCGGUGGCAUUGAUCCCAACGCUUGCAACCACUCGUACUUGUUCCGUUUAGUUCCACUACCAUCGACGGUCUCUCCGCUUGCGCCAGACUCGACAACAUGCGCAUCACGCUCACAAUCACAAACGCCGAAACCCAGGCGGACGACCAGGACCUCCUGUCUCUGGACGUCUACCCGGAGAUGACCAUCGAGACCCUCCGAAGCUCGAUCCAAGUCGAAACCGGCCACCCCUCCACCUCCCAACACCUGUACCAUAAUGGCAAGCUCAUCAACGACAAUUCCAAGACACUGGCCGAAUUGAACGUCGACGAUGGCGACAUGAUGGCCCUCCACGUUCGCGACAUUCGUGGUAGCACCGGAAUCCCAACAGGACAGGGGGAAGCAGGACCGUCUCGUCAGCAAGCGCAGGCGCCUUCAGGAGCACAAGACCCCGAGACCGUCCGUCUUCAGAUUCUUGGCAACCCAGCUCUUCGGCGAGAGGUGGAGAACUCAUCACCACAGUGGGCUGGUGCGCUGGACGAUCCGGUCAGGUUCGCCCAAAUCUUCAACAGCCAGUAUGAUGUUGAGAGGCGGGAGCGGGCUGAGCGUCACCGGAUGAUUGCGAGGCUGAAUGAGGAUCCGUUUGAUGUGGAAGCUCAAAGGAAGAUCGAAGAGAUGAUCCGGCAAGAGCGUGUCAUGGAGAACCUUCAAAAUGCCAUUGAGCAUAACCCCGAGGUUUUCGGUUAUGUGCAUAUGCUGUACCUCGACGUCGAGGUCAACGGGCACAAGGUCAAGGCUCUUGUUGACUCUGGCGCUCAGGCCACUAUCAUGAGCCCGAGUUGUGCUGAAGCCUGCGGUAUCAUGAGGCUGGUUGACAAGCGGUUUGCUGGUAUCGCUAAGGGUGUCGGGACAGCCAACAUUCUCGGCCGUGUCCACUCGGCCCAAAUAAAGAUUGGCCCUCUCUUUCUUCCCUGCAGCUUCACAGUCAUGGAGGGUAAGACGGUGGAGCUCCUGCUCGGCUUGGACAUGUUGAAGCGUUAUCAGGCUUGCAUCGACCUGGCCAAGAACGCGCUGGUCAUUCAGGGGGAGGUUGUGCCUUUCUUGGGAGAGGCUGACAUCCCGAGGGAUGUCGAGGAGCAAGUACAAAAAGAGCCAACUGCUCCCGGUCCCGCCGGUACUACGAUCGGCCAACGGACCGGAGCUGUCACUGCCCCAGGUGCUCCGGCUCCUGGUUCACCAGUCCCUCAGGCUGAGGCACCACCUGCUGCUCCCGCCGCAGCGCCCGUUCAACCCUCGCGGCCUCAGCCACAGCAGCAACAGCCACCACCACAACAACAACAGCAGCAGCAGCAAACUUCGCGAUUCCCCCGGGAGCAUAUCGAGCAGCUCAAGGCUCUGGGGGCCUCGGAGCAGCAGGCUAUUCAGGCCUUGGAGGCUACUGGUGGUAAUGUUGAGUAUGCUGCCAGUUUGAUUUUCGAGGCUUAAGAGGGAUUAUGGGAUCUGGUACCAUGCCGAACUCCUGGAUCGUUGGCGCAAAGCUUUCGUAGGUAGCAUAGCGUGUUUUUUUUGAACUUGCGCUCGGUUUGUGAUAGAUAUUUCGGACCUACCUGGGUUUUUUCCUUUGCUGGAAUUACACACACAAAAACAAGACGGGAAAAGAGAGAAAAGUCCUCUUUAGAAUUGGGAGUCAGUGAAGUAGCGUUUGGGCAGGAAUUGAUGAGCUUGUGUGUGCCAACCUAUCUAUCUACCGAACUUCACGUCGAGCCUCACAAGGUCAAACAACGCUCAUUCAUAUCUAAACCCCCGUUUGUUUUCUCUUACUGGAUCCCAUAACUUGACGUAUCUUGCCGUACCUAAUUGCCCUUGCUUUUAUCUACCAUUACCAUCACCCCCAUGCAUAC